Messenger RNA from Passer domesticus (house sparrow), 3524 nucleotides. RefSeq lists its product as uncharacterized. Gene Ontology annotation, molecular function: coreceptor activity. The record is from RefSeq and is a predicted model, not a curated record. The coding region runs from base 229 to 2886 and encodes 885 amino acids. Gene Ontology annotation, biological process: G protein-coupled receptor signaling pathway; calcium ion transport; receptor internalization. Gene Ontology annotation, cellular component: membrane; cell surface; signaling receptor complex. The transcript has 16 exons. NCBI's taxonomy places the organism in Eukaryota, Metazoa, Chordata, Aves, Passeriformes, Passeridae.
GGGACUUCAUACGGACCGUGAGCGGAGCGGGAUUGGGACUUCAUACGGACCGUGAGCGGAGCGGGGCCGGGGCUGCGUGCGGACCGCGAACGGAGCGGGCCCGGGGUUCGUGUGGGCGGUGGGACCGCGCCUCAGCCGGCCCUGGAGCUGCGGUGGGAAGAGCCACACCAGUGACUUUGAGAGGUUGCAGUGGCGGUGAGUGGUGUGGAUUCCUGAGGAGGAGGAGCCAUGGAAGUGGAAAGGAGCAGCAGAAGGAGCUGCUUCACUCAGACCUCCUGCCUGGGAGCAGAUUUUGGGGAGGACUCUCAGCUGGAGUACCUCAGUGCUCACGAGGAGUGUGAGGAGGACAGGAGCAACUCCAGCGAGCUUUCUGAGCAGAGAGAGGCUGCAGAGGUGAAGGCCACGCCACUCCUUGGUGACAAGGUGCCACCCCGCAUCGCAGCAGGGGCAGAAGAUUCUGGCAAGAUCCAAAGACCCCCCCACAGCGUGGCAGUGGAGCCGGACAUUCCCUCCCUGCCUCCCAGGGAAGAGGCCCAACUCUGCAAGCACGCAGAGCCCCCCUGCUGCAGCAGCUGUGAAAAACCUGCCGUGUGCACUCGUGGUGCCAGCAGCACUGCAGAGGGUGCUGAAACCCAGCCCCCAGUCGCUGAAACCCUCCCUGGUGCUGGCAGGGAAGCUGCAGGUGGAUCCUCUGGUGGCAGCCCCGGGGCUGGGAGGUCGGAGCGUGCUGGAGCCCUGAAGAGCGUUCCCGGUGUGGCUGUGGAUGCUGGCUCUGAUCCCAGAGCUGCCCUCCCAGCGAGCAGAGGCAGCAGUGCCCAGGGCUGGGUCUGCUCCAGGGCAGGGAGCACUGAGGUAACCACGAUGAGCAGAACUCAGCCCGUGGCUCAAACCUCCGUGGAUGCUGCUUCCAACACGGAGUGGUCCUUAGGAGCUCUCAGCUCACACGUGCAGCAGGAAUCCAAAGAUCAUCUGUCUGUCUGUGACUGGAUGACAGGCACCGACAGGCCAGAACAUCCCAACAAGCAAACUGGGAAUAUUUCUGCAUCCAGCUGCUGUCAGAAUGUCCUGCAGAGAGCGACUGAAGCAGAGCUGCAGCUCCUGGCCAUCCAUUACGAGAUGUGCUACCAGCACUGCUUGAAGGUGUAUGAGCUGGCUUUGGAGGAGAACACCUGUCUUGGGAGCUGUGAGAAAAAGGCUGAGUUAUAUUCAUCUCUGCUGUUGGUUUUGGAUGAACUGGACAACAAUUACAGCAAUACCAGAAGGGAAAUAAGCAUGGGCAUACCUUUAAAUGAACUCCCACCACUGUCAGUUGAGCUGAAGUUUUCCCCACUCUCUUCCUUUUACGUCCCCUCCAAGUGUUUAAGAAAGAAUCUUUACUCUGAGCAGGUACCUGAUAGAACACGUUCAGGAACCCCAUCCAGUGACUUUCUUGAUCUUUCAGGUGAAGGGAAAGCUGACUUUGAAGAACCAAAACAGCGAGAAAAGGGGAUUUCUGUCAAUAUGGACACCUCACAGACUGAUGGUGAUCAGCCAGGUGACUCUGCUUCCCCUGAGACGUGGGAAGAGCAACUUAAAGAUCAGGCUCUGGAACGUGGCUGUGUAAAAAAUGAGGAAGGAAGUGAGUAUUGGUUUGAUGCUAAGGAAGACUUGUCAGUGGCAGAUAUUUCAGUAAUGUGCAAAGAAAUGAAAAAGCAACAAGGAAAACAAGACUCGAUUGACUCAAGAGAAGUGAAGAUAGUGGGGAGUGGGAAGGAACAUUCCUCUGUUCCUGUAGGUGGCCCAAAGCCCUCAGUGCCUGAGGAUCCUGGGGAAAAUUCCCUGCAGAAAACUUCCUCUGUGAACCCAUCUGGUGUCUUUGUUUCUCCUUAUGCACUGAACUUGAGCAGCUUUACCAAGUUAAUAAAGAGACUUCAGGAAAAGCAUCCAGGGUUUAGCAGAAAUGAAAUCGUGGGGGCUGUGCAGGAGGUGAGGAAAAUGAACAAAGGUGUCCUGAGUGGCUUGGCCAUCAGCUCCAUCGAGGAGAGGGCCUCUGACAUUCUGAGGAAGUGUUUUCAGCAGGAGAAGCACGAGCUCGGGAGCGAUGUUACACUCCAACAAAAAGCGGAAUCCACAAAACAUUUCUCCUCAAAAUCGCGUUCCAUGUGUGCGUUCAGCCCUGGAGAGGGGGAAGGCAGGGAUUUUAGCUCGGGAGAAACCCCCUCGGUGGAGGAAGCCGGACUGCUCCCUGCAUUCCCUCGGAACUGUGGGCUCCCUUCGCCGCGCCUUUGGGCUGCGAGGGGGCGAUACGGAGAGCCCGGCCCCCAUCCCGCCGCCCCCACGGGCCGCUUCCCGCUGCUCCAGCGCCGGGAGAGCGGGGCCGGAUCCGGGCGGGGCCGGGCCCGCCCCUCCGGCAGCGCCGCGGGCGCGGAGCCCGCCCGGCCCCGGGAGCGGAGCCGCUCCUGCCGCGGGGCCAUGGCCCUGCUCCCGCGGCGCUUCCUCUGCUUCGUGCUGGCCCAGCACUUCAUCGCGGCCACGGCGUGCCAGGAGGCCGACUACGGCUGGAUGAUCCGGCACUACUGCCUCAAGGACUUCCAGGACAGCAUGGAGGGCAUCGGCCAGCGCCUCUGGUGUGACUGGGACGAGACCGUGGGCACCUACGGGGAGCUCACCAACUGCACGGCGCUGAUCGCCGAGAGGCUCGACUGCUACUGGCCCAACCGGCUGGUGGACGAGUUCUUCGUGGCCGUGCACAAGCAAUACUUCAGGAACUGCUCCCCGUCGGGCCGGGCGCUGCACGACCCCCCGAACGGCGUGCUGUGUCCCUUCAUCGUGCUGCCCGUCCUUGUCACCCUGCUGAUGACGGCGCUCGUGGUGUGGAGGAGCAAACGCAGCGAGGGCAUCGUGUAGGGGCGGCGCAGGGCAGCGCAGGGGGGGCACGGGCGGGACUCCCCUGCGGCGAGCCCGGAGCUCGGGAAGAGCCUGCCGGAGGAGCGGCACGGAGGGUACCGAGCCCCGGAGGCUGGGACAGCAUCGCCAGCGCCGCUCCUCCGCUGCUUCCCGAGUAAAUGUCAUUUAGCGAUGGGUGUUGGGCGGAGCGGGCAGCGGGGACUCCGCAGGGCUCAGCCCGCACCGGCCGCUUCCCCGGCAUCGUGUGCCGAGCGGGAGAACUGUAAAGGGAAAACCCAGGGGGUGUGGGGUAAAGGGAAACAAACCCCAGGGGGUGUGGGGUAAAGGGAAACAAACCCCAGGGGGUGGGGAGCUGAAAUCCUGCCAGCCCCGCGGUGCCGGCGCGGCAGCAACGCGCGGGUCUGGGUGCGCCCGGACAUCCCCGGCUCCCGCUCUCUGUCCUCUUCUGGGUUCCCCCCGCGCGUGGAAAGGCAUCUUCUCCCCCAGCCCAAGCACUGGGUUUGGCCUGGGAGGGGGGGGACAACGCGGGGAAGUUGGCAGUGGGAUCGGGUGGCACCGCUGGUGCCCUGGGGCUACUGACAGGGAACGGGAAUAAGGUGCUUUACCCACCUAAAUAAAGAAAUAAAUACAUGGAUAAA